Messenger RNA from Stylophora pistillata, 2432 nucleotides. RefSeq names its product ribosomal oxygenase 2. The record is from RefSeq and is a predicted model, not a curated record. Gene Ontology annotation, cellular component: nucleolus. Gene Ontology annotation, molecular function: histone H3K4 demethylase activity; histone H3K36 demethylase activity. Lineage: Eukaryota; Metazoa; Cnidaria; Anthozoa; Scleractinia; Pocilloporidae.
CCUGCGGCCUCGUGCUUUCAUCCGUUUCUCGGUGUUUGGAACCCCUGAUGAAACACUCGCACUCGUUUUUUCGAUUUAUUACUUGAAAUGUCCUGAUCUGGCAUUGGAAUCUCCAAUGAAGUCGUCCAGAAAGCUCCCAGAAAGCCCCCAAUUCCUGCAGGGAACGUUGUUGGGAACCGCUCUAAAUUUGCGCUAAGAAAUUGACCAAUCAAAAUAGGCUAAAUUGGCGCGCGUUCGCGACAUGAUUCCACGUGAGUAGAAGUCGCGAAACGUUAACAACGUCGUCGCCGUUUUGUGUGGCAUAGGUUAGGAUUUCUUACGUCGUUUCUGUUAACUUCUAACGAUAUGAAGCGAAAGGGUCGAGCUGCCAGUGCCUCAGCGACUUCUCCUGAUGGAAAAAAGACAAAAGUGGAAGGUGAAAACGACCCCGAAACUUCUACAACGGUAAUAAGGGUACUUGACUUUUCAUCGCCAAAGAAAGUUGCAGAAACGCUUCUUGCAGUAGCGAACCUGGAGACUUUUUUCGCCGAAACCUGGGAAAAGAAACCUUAUUUCGUUAAGCGAGAGAAUACAGACUUCUAUGGACCGCUAUUCUCUAGGAAAGAUUUGGAAGCCGUUUUGAAAAAGGAGGAAAUACAGUUCAUUGAAGAUUUAAACUUGAGUCGCUACGUCGAAGGGAAGACGGAGCUGCUGAACGAGGAAGGUUCUCGCGUCAAUUCGAAACACAUCAAAGCGAAUGGAGUUGCUGUGCAGUUUCAUCAACCGGAUAGAUUUAAGGACGAGAUUUGGAAAUUGGUAGAGUCACUCGAGUCGUAUCUCAAUUGUCUCGUUUUUGUUGAUGCAUUCGUGUUCCAACCAGGAUCGCAAGGGCUGGCUCCGCAGCAUGAUGAUCUUGAGACCUUUAUCCUCCAAACAGAGGGUAAAACCAAAUGGAAACUAUUCAAGCCUUUGCAGGAGCUCUCUCAAGAUGCUAGUCCUGAUUUGGAACUGAAAGAUAUUGGUGAACCAACUGAAGAAUUCGAUUUAGAGCCUGGAGAUCUCUUGUACUUCCCCAGAGGAUCUAUUUUCUUUCCAGUGCCAGUUGAAGACAAAAAUCACACAACUUAUUUGGCGUUGACCACGUUCCAAGAAAGUUCUUGGGGUAAUAUGUUGACAAGUGUCUUAACUAAAGCUGUAGAAAAAGCUAUGGAAAGUGAUGUGGAGUAUCGGAGAGGUCUUCCAGUUAAUUUUCCUUCAUUUAUGGGCAAUGGAUUGCAUGAAACUGACUCUGAUCAAGAUCCACCUGAGCAAAAUGACAACUUAAAAAGUGAUAAAGAAGAAUCGCAUGAAAAAGCAACUGCAGAUCCAAGAACUGCAUUUAACAAAACCUUAAUUAACCUUGUGCUUGGGUUGGAGCAGCAUAUGAGUCCUGACAAAGCUGUUGACAACAUGAUGUACGAGUUCUUUAAUAACCGCCUUCCUCCCUAUGCAAAAGACAUCAAAAAAGGAAGCAAGAAGCGCGCCCCUACAGACGAAAAUAGAAUACGAAUUUUGCAUCCAGAGCAUGUUCGAGUAAUAAUCGGAGACUUGUCGGACGGUGUCGCUGGAGCCGACGAAAGUGACGAGGAUGUGUCCCAAGCAGAAGAGGAAGGAGAAGAGAAUAGUGAAGAGGAGGAAUCGGAAGACAGUGAGAACGAAGACAAGAAAGGCUCGAAAAGGGGAGCUAAGAAAGAUAAAGGAGGGAAAACAGAAAAAGUUAAAGGAACAAAAUCGAAGAGCAAGAAAGCUGAGGAAGAAGGCGAUGACGAUGAAGAAGACAUGGAGGAUGAAGAGGAGGGAAGUGAGGACGAAGACGACCCCUUUGACAACAAGGAGGGAGGGGACGAGUAUCUUUUGCUCCUGCACUCUUAUAAUAAUGACAGAGCUACACACAUGAUGGGGAAUAAAACCUCAUGCUCAACCCUGAAAUUUCCCAUUCGUUACAAAGGCGCUCUGCGUCAGAUCAUAAGCGGCGAGCGCGACGAGUACGUCACAGUGAGCAGCCUGGAACUUCUCGAGAAGGAGCGCCUGUCAAUGGUGAAGUCAUUAUGGAACGAAGGCUUGUUGGAAGUGGAGUAGAAGGGAGUUCCAAUUUAAGUCAAGUAGACCACUGUAAAGUUGGACAUGCAUACGUUGAGUUCAUUGACAUAUUUAAAAAACUACAGGAUUUUCUAUGCUAACUGCAUUAUCUUGUUAUCGUUGUGUUUGGGUGAUAUCCUUGUUACUGUAGUCAAAACUGGAGUAGUUGUGUUGUGAAUAAUCACACAUUUGACUUCGUUGAAGAGCCUUAAACUGUCUUCAGUUCCGUUAGAAAGUUGACGAGUUAAUUCAAAAAGGAAGUCAAGAGAAUUGGAAAAAGUCGUAAGAAGUUGGUAUCUAAGUAUUACAAAUAAAAUUGAUUUGAGUUAAGACGU